AGAUUCCCAAUGUUGUUAUUCGAAUGUUGCUUCUGCCGCGAGAAAGGCUGGCGUUCAAUUUUUAUCCAUUAUCUCGUCUCUCCCUCUCCGUAGACAGCCAAUUAACCGCCAGUUAUCAUGGACACCACGCUGAGCUUUGCCGGACAGAAUAACAAGUGGAACACAGCUGAAGAUGUCCAGGCAGCAGCAGAAGCUAUUCGCAACCACAAGGACUUGCGAUGUCUGGUACUCGAGGCCAAUACACUUGGUGUUGAGGCAGCCAAGGUGAUGGGAGAUGCACUAGCCAUGCACCCAGAGUUUGAGCGAGCGCACUGGAAGGAUCUGUUUACUGGUCGUUUGAAGACUGAGAUUCCCGAGGCCCUGCGCCACCUGUUCUCUGGCCUGAUACGUGCUGGUGCCAAGCUGAAGGAGCUAGACCUGAGUGACAAUGCCCUUGGCCCCGUGGGUGUGGAGGGCAUGGUGGACUUCAUGUCGUCACCCGUCUGCUAUUCCCUCCAGGAGCUGAGACUAAACAACAAUGGACUUGGCAUUAAGGGAGGAACUAUGCUUGCCGAGUCUCUCAUGAGGCUGGUGGAUAAUGCCAAAGCUGCUGGUACUCCACUAACUCUUAAGGUGUUUAUAGCUGGUCGCAACAGGCUUGAGAAAGAAGGUGCCAAGGUUUAUGCAAAGUUCUUCAAGGCUGUAGGCACUCUGGAAGAAGUUGCCAUGCCUCAGAAUGGCAUCUUCCAUGAGGGAAUUGCAGCUCUUGCAGAUGCUUUCAGUACCAACAACAACCUCCGUGUAGUUAACCUCAAUGACAACACCUUUACCCCCAAGGGUGCCCAGGCAAUGGCAGAUAAAUUGCCAAUGAUGCAGAAUUUAGAAGUGAUCAAUUUUGGAGACUGCCUCAUCAAAACAGCUGGAGCCAAGAUGAUUGCCAAAGCCUUAACUUCAGGACACAAGAAUCUGAGGGAGCUGUUCUUGGACAGUAAUGAGAUUAACAUCAAAGGUGGACUAGCAAUAGCGGAAGCCAUGGCAGAUAAAGAGAACUUGGACAAACUCAUGCUGGACUGCAAUCAGUUUGGUGAGGAUGGGCGGGAAAUGCUCAUUAGCCUUUUGAAUGACUUGGGUCAGUUAGAGGCCCUUGACUCCCUUGAGGAUGAUGAGGAUCCAGAUAGUGAGGAAGAGGAAGAUGAUGAUGACGACGACGAUGAUGACGAAGAUGAUGAGGAUGAGGAUGAAGAAGAGGAGGAAGAAGAGGAGGUUACACAGGUCCGUGGAUCUGGAGUGAGCCCUCUGAAGCGUGGCGAGUCUGUUGUCAUUCCAGUCAAGUGUACUGCAGAAGAGUUCUGCGAGCAGCCAACAGCAGCCAGACUUCUUGGUUUGGGGAACUCUGGUCCUUCUCAGUUAGUUGAAGAGGCUAAAAGAUUGGCAGAAGGAAGUGAAGAAGCCUUGAUCAACUUCUGCUUGAAGAUCUUAAUGCGAACUGGAUCAAUUGCCACAUCUAAUAAUGCAGAGGUUCAGAAAGCAGUUAAUGCUGCUACAGAGCAGCUGGCUAAGGCAGCAUUUGCAGCAGCCCAGAAAAGUGAUUCACUCUCCCUCGCUACAAAUAGUCUUCUGGUCCAUUUGGGACUCAUUAAAUGUGAGGACAAGAAAUUCAAAUUAGAGUGGGACCUUAAAGGAUGCCUGAUUGCCCUGGCCACGAUUGUGUCAUCACCACUCUUCCCAGAGCAGACAAAGAGCACAUUGCAGCUUUUCCUGUCGAAACCUAACCCGAAGAUAGAUGUCCACAAUCAGGAGAAACACAAACUUAUGGUAGCACUCUUUCAAUGAUAACUUCAGAUGUCAUAUCCAGCAACAAAAAUGAUAUUCAAGACUGGUGUUGUAAUUUUAAGUUGUACCGGUAUUUAUAAAUGUGCAAAAAGUGUCCAUACGAACAGUGAAUUUAUUUUUGUUGAGUGCCACAUACUCUCUUAUUUUCUUCCUUUUAUCUUUUAAACCCUUAAUUCCUCUCUUUAAUCUUUGUUUGAAUGAAAUGGGACUAAUUUUAGUCUUGAUUCAGUGCAGCCACCUUUGUCUACCAAAAGAGUAACUAAAUAUGUAUACUAAAUUAUAUGUAUAUAUCAGUCAUAUAUUACUCUAUUUAACUUCUCUGCAGUGAGUACCCAAUAAUUUAGUAGAAAACAGCCCAUUCUUAAAGAGAGUUAUUCUGAAAGAUUAUACCAUGAUAUCCUGUUGGAGUAGACGUCAUACAAAGGAAAAGUCUGAGCUAAAGAAAUAACAUACGAAUUUGCUUUAUUGAUAAUAGAUCAUGAUUGAUUGUAGUUUUUUUCACAAUAAUAGCCUGUUAAGAAAUUGUAAGUAUGCUCAGAUGAUAAAGUAGAAUGUGUAACAUCUUAAUUAUAGAACUGAUUAUAUGCUGAUAAUCACAUACUUAAGACAUUACCACAGUGUCUACUUACAUGGAAAUUUUUCUUGUUAGAAUAAUAUGUGACUGUGGUGAGAAUAUUUAGUGUGGUUAAAAAAAAAAAAUUGAAUGCAAUAUUUGCAAUGUGCAGGUAAAGUUCAUGACAUGCAAGAUUGUAAGUAAAUUCUAUUUUUAUACUCAAAAUGUAUGGUUUAUCUAGUUUCAUUUGUAUACAAAGGUUAAAAUGCAACAUUUUCCCUAUUUAUUGCAAUAGCACAUUUGUGCCACAAUUUGUCAGGAUGAAUUAUUGCAUUGUUUCAGACACUAUAGGAUUACAGUAUAUUUUCUGUCAAAUUACAUUUACAGAAUGUAUUCCACUGAAAUAGAAGCCAUAUGGAGUGUUAACUUUAAGACCAUUUAGAAUCAUUAGUGCAAAUUAAGCUCCUUUACUGGAGCAUCAGUAAAAAAGAUUGUUUAUAAUUGGAAAGAAGAUUCGUGGGUAACCUAAAGUUUAUUUGCUUCUGGAUAUUAAGAAGUUGAAGUUCAGAUGGAAACCAUGUAGAAUCUCCUAGCAGAUGAGCUAUCUUUCCGUGGACUAUUUUGAGAGGCAUUAUUUCUCUUAUAUUAAGAAAUCCCCCCCAGUGUUCGUUAGUUCAAAAGGUUACCAAAGAGUCAUCUUGAAAAUAAAAUGCCAAAUAUAA
Messenger RNA from Penaeus vannamei (Pacific white shrimp), 3087 nucleotides. It is a transcript of the gene RanGAP, whose product is annotated as Ran GTPase activating protein. Gene Ontology annotation, molecular function: GTPase activator activity; small GTPase binding. Gene Ontology annotation, biological process: signal transduction; activation of GTPase activity; nucleocytoplasmic transport. NCBI's taxonomy places the organism in Eukaryota, Metazoa, Arthropoda, Malacostraca, Decapoda, Penaeidae. The record is from RefSeq and is a predicted model, not a curated record. Gene Ontology annotation, cellular component: nucleus; perinuclear region of cytoplasm; cytosol.